Molecule: messenger RNA, 1535 nt
Organism: Panonychus citri (citrus red mite)
Lineage: Eukaryota; Metazoa; Arthropoda; Arachnida; Trombidiformes; Tetranychidae
Exons: 6
Coding region: 223-1380 (385 amino acids)
Molecular function (GO): protein binding
Source: RefSeq, a predicted model, not a curated record
UUAACUAAUUCUCUUGUGUUUCUAUAAGUAAUCUUUUUAUCUAAUCUUUAUAAUUAAUUUCUUAUUCUUUCAAAUUUAAAUUUAAUCAGUUAACUAUCGGUAAAAAUUCAGAAUAUUUAAAGUUACAUUAUUGGUGUGAUUCUUUUGUGUCGUUGGAUUAGUGAUUCCAUUUCCAGAUAAUUUAGCUUUUUUUUCAUUGGAUUUAGUUUCGGUUAAUUAAACAUGUUGAUUAAUGAUUUAAAUGAUGACUGUUUACUGUUAAUAUUCAGUUAUAUUAAUGAUUUCUAUGAUCAACUCAAUAUAUCCCAAGUUUGUUCAAGGUGGUCAAGCCUAUUGUCCAUUAGAUACAACAGAAAGAAAUUACUAUUGUGUUGGUCUAGUUACUCUGGUCCGGAUGAGGUUGAAUAUAUUACAAGAGCUCCAAAUUUUAUAAGGAACAAUAUUACUCGGUUAUUACCAAGUGUCCAGCUUUUGGAUGUUAAUUUUAAACAUCAUCGUGAUUUAACCAUUGAUAAACUUAAUGAAAUUGGACAGAACCAUUUAAAUAUCAAGGGAAUCGUUGUUCAAAAGGGUUGCAUUGAUUUGUUCCUGUUGUUGUGUUUUCCCAACAUUGAAAUGCUCGUUUGCUCUUAUCUUUUACAUAAUAAGAAUUAUCCGUUUGACAUUAGUAAAUUGAGGCAAUUAUACAUUCGUAAUGGAUCGUUAAAAGUGUUAUCAAGAUAUGGCCGAAGUUUAAACAAUUUACAAAGACUUCAUUUAUAUCAAGGUCAACACUUUGAAGUUUAUUCUGGUGAAAUUAUACCAAAUCUUAGGAUACUUGAAUAUGAUUCAGAAAAUGAUAGAGAAUUAGAAAACGAUUUUGAUGGCUUUCACUUUAUGGAUUUCUGUCCAUCGCUGGAAAGUGCUUACCUUGCCCAUCGUAGCAAGAAAUGUAUCAUGGAUUCUAAAAACUUAAACCUCAAUUUACGUGAUCUUGUCAUUCUACAGAAAUUGGAAAAUCCCUACGAGGAAUGUUUGCCGUAUUCCGACAUUUUUGCGAAAUUUCCGAACCUGGUGAAUCUUGCGAUCCGAAAUUCUAAUGAUAUCGAUAACGACGAUAUUAUUGAAUUCGUGAAAUUAUUACCGAAAGUUAAGCUACUUGAUUUCCAAGGAUCUCCAAAAAUAACAUCUAAAGCAGCUGAUCUUCUGAGCGAUUACUGCAAGGAAAGUGGUCGAUCCAUUGAGAUCAAGUUUGGAGGUAGAUUAAGAAAUGAUGCGAUUUGGAUGGAUUUUAAUUCUUUUACAGAAAAUAUUGUCUUUGAACUCAAUUUUAUGGAUCAUUGUUUUAAUCAACCUUUUGAAAAGAUACCGAUCUUAAUGGUUUCUCGAUUGGCCAGUUGAUCUACCUGAUUACAAAACAAAAAUAUUGUUUUUAACGAGAAAUUUCGUAUUUAAUUGUGUUUAAUCAUUAAUAAUUACACACAAUGUAUAAACAAUUGCAGAGAACUCACUCAAUUUAAACUAGUUUUUUUAUUAAAUUUCUACGUUCUCUUAAA